AUGGCCAGCAUCGAAAGCAUCGACAAAGGAGUUACCAUCAAUGGCGCUGCCACAAAGGUGCGAAGGACCAAAGCACAAAUCCAGCCAGACCAGUUACAAGCUGCACCUUUAGCCGCCGCUGAAGGCUCCCCUACCAAGCCGGCAACCGCUACCCAACUUGAAAGAGGGCGAACGCUUGCUCGUGCUGAAAAUGUGCCCAUCAUACCCGGUCCUCCCCCUCCCAUUCCACCCAGAGUGAAAUCGGACUUAUUCUGGACCGUGAUGAACUCGAAUUCUCCGCCAUUACAACGUCUGAAAGACCUCACCUCCACUGCUGGUACAUGCGGCUUGACGACAACUCCUGACGGCACCCCAAGCGGACUCUCCCCAGUCGCAGCAGUUGAUGCGAGAGAACUGGAGCAGAAGAGAGUCAACAAAGAGCUCGCCAACAUCUACCAGAAAUACCUGGGCGAGAAACUGGAUGGCUACCAGGAGAAGAGAUACGUCUGCAAGUUGCUCUACAUCUAUAUCCAAGGAUACAAUGCCGGCAUUGGACACCCGGAGCUGAUCUCCGCAACCAAACACACCGAAAAGCAGACCGUCACGAUCAGAUUGCAAGGAACUGCUCGGUCAUAUCGACUGCGACAAGGGCUCCAUGUCAGAUUGAGCAUGAUUUGGGUCGUUUGA
Molecule: messenger RNA, 666 nt
Organism: Cladophialophora immunda
Lineage: Eukaryota; Fungi; Ascomycota; Eurotiomycetes; Chaetothyriales; Herpotrichiellaceae
Exons: 2
Coding region: 1-666 (221 amino acids)
Biological process (GO): clathrin-dependent endocytosis
Cellular component (GO): AP-2 adaptor complex
Molecular function (GO): clathrin-cargo adaptor activity
Source: RefSeq, a predicted model, not a curated record